AUGGCGGAGGAGGAAAGAGUCAGUAGUCCGCUCGAUCAGGCAGUGGCAUUCGUUGAUGAGCUGUAUCAUUUUCGAGACCAUUUUGUGGACAGAUUUGGUCUUGACAGGGCGGGUGACAAAGAAACUGAAGUUCAGAAAAUGAUGGGGGAAUGUCUCACAAAAGUAGAAUCACUGCAAGGCGACAUUAAGAAUAAAGCACAGUAUCAUCUGCUUCGUGGCCGGAUUUUGAAUGUCACAUCAAAGUACAGCCAGGAGGCAGAAGAAGCUCUUACCAAGGCAGUAAAGUUGGAUCCUCGUCUAGUGGAGGCUUGGAAUCAUUUAGGCGAGUGCUACUGGAAAAAAGAGGAUGUGUCUGCAGCCAAAAAUUGCUUUACUGGGGCACUGGGUCAUUCAAAAAACAAAGUGUCUCUCCGAAAUUUGUCCAUGGUGCUGAGGCAGCUUAGUGGUCCUCCUGUUGAGAAGGUCAAACUGAUAGAAGAAAGUGUGGAGAGAGCAAAAGAAGCUGUUCAGCUGGACAUCACAGAUGGGAGAUCCUGGCUGAUCUUGGGCAAUGCAUACUUGUGUGAGUUCUUCAGCUCAGGACAGAUACCUAAAGUGCUCAAACAGUGUAUGCAAGCAUAUAGCCAGGCGGAAAAGGACCCAGUAGCCAGAGGUAACCCAGACUUGCAUUUUAACAGAGCAAUGACAUACAAAUACCAAGAGGACUAUCAGAAAGCUCUGGACGGCUUCAGUAUUGCAUCACAGCUCGACCCCAGCUGGAUGGAAGCGAAGGUCAAAGAAACAGAACUCCUCAACUACUUGCUGGACAUACAAAAGAUGAUUGAAUUAAAGGGUAAAAUGAAGCCAAGGAAAAUUGAAUCUCUGUUGAGCAGUUUGAGUGACCGGGACCUGGGACCACAUGCAGGCGGCCAGUAUACUAACAAAACAGGAAAUGUUGUCAGUCUUUCCCAGUGUAAACUUGCUGAGCUACAACCGAAAGUGAACUAUGGGAAAGUUGUUGUGGGCAAGGUCGUUUGCUCAAUAAACUCUACAGACCUUGUUCCAUUUGCAUUCUGCUUAAUUGACGCUGACAAAAUGUGUGUGGCCGUGACUGUGUACAAUCUGGCCCAAGGUGCUGGAAUGAAAAUAGGAGAUUCAGUUGCUAUUCCGGAACCUGUCAUGAAAAAAGUUAAAGUUUCACAUAAGGGAACAGAAAUCAGUUUUUCAAGUAUCCAGGUUGAUUCUCCACGAUGUUUAGUAGUGAAUGGUCGAAAACUUGGUAUUAACAAGGAAGCUCUUACAGUUCUGUCAGUCAGUGCUGUAUCGGAAUGA
This is a messenger RNA of Candidula unifasciata, 1311 nucleotides long. NCBI's taxonomy places the organism in Eukaryota, Metazoa, Mollusca, Gastropoda, Stylommatophora, Geomitridae. The record is from the annotation of a GenBank genome assembly.